Molecule: messenger RNA, 2046 nt
Organism: Chroicocephalus ridibundus (black-headed gull)
Lineage: Eukaryota; Metazoa; Chordata; Aves; Charadriiformes; Laridae
Gene: GSG1
Product: germ cell associated 1
Exons: 8
Coding region: 300-1310 (336 amino acids)
Cellular component (GO): plasma membrane
Source: RefSeq, a predicted model, not a curated record
AGUCUUCCUUUGAAGAACUGGUUCCCCAAAUACUAGCGCUCUGUCACCGGCUUUGAGAAGUCUGGCUCUCUCAGUGUCACUGCCACCCGGAGACAUCCUGCUUACUGUGUGGCAGCAAGGAAGGGGACUGCAGCGCUGGAUGGUCUUCCUGUAAAAACAGCAGAAACAGGAGCAGUGGGAAGUGUCAUGUGUGAGGAAUGUGUGGAAUGAGGGGGCAGCUGAAGAGCCAAUGUCAGGACAGCGUAUGAUCCCCGGUAUCCCUGGGGAGGAGAGCUGGGAGGAGAGCUGCAUGGAGGCCUAUGAAGAGCCAUCCGCCUCUUGAGACCUGCCGGUUAAGUACUGCAAAUCUGGGGCCCUAUCUGAUGGAGCUGCUGAAGGGAUUUCCGUUGCGUCGUGCUUUCCUGGCUGUCAUCCUGAACCUGCUGGCUCUCAGCCUCUCCACCACUGCCUUGCUCGGCAGCUACUGGUGCACCGGGACCCAGAAAGUGCCCAAGCCUUUGUGUGGGAAGAGCAAAGCCACCAAGUGCAUCGGUGUCCCCAUGCCGUCAGACGCAGGUGCUAGCAAUGUUUCAUCCCAGGAGGAGGUGCACUACAGCUGGGAGACUGGGGAUGACCGCUUUGCCUUCAGAUACUUCCACACUGGGAUGUGGCUUUCCUGCGAAGAGAGCAUGGAAGGGCCAGAAGAGAAAUGUCGUAGCUUUAUUGAGCUUUCACCACCGGCAGAAAGAGGAAUCCUGUGGCUCUCACUGGGAUCGGAGAUGCUGUACAUCAGCUUGCUGCUCAUCAGCUUCAUCCUCAUGAUGGUGGAAAUGCUGCAUACGGGCAAUCCUGUCUGUGGGUUGAAGCUCAACGCCUUUGCUGCUGUCUCCUCAGUGUUGUCAGGUCUUCUUGGGAUGGUGGCGCACAUGAUGUACACUCAAGUCUUCCAGGCAACGGUUAGUCUGGGACCAGAGGACUGGAGACCGCACUCAUGGGACUAUGGCUGGGCAUACUACAUGGCCUGGGCCUCCUUCACCUGCUGCAUGGCCUCUGCUGUCACCACUCUCAACACCUACACCAAGACGGUGCUGGAGUUCAAAAGGAACCACAUCAAGGGUUAUGAUGCGAACUUCAAGGAUCAACCUCAGCACCACCAGUGCUUCAUACAGCAGCAAAUAAGCAGCUACUACGAGCCGCAAACCAAGCCCCUCCAUUCAGUCUCUGAGGGAGUCGACUUCUACUCUGAGCUGCAGCAGAAAGUGCUACAGCGGGAACCAGAGCUGGAACUGGAUGACAUCUUGGGACAGACAAUCGGGGAGGCUCGCUGUUAGAGCGCACAGGGACAGAGCAGCGGGGUUUGGGAGGCACAGGAGCUCUGAACCAAACACUAGCACCACUGUUAGCAAGUUCUUGGGGAGCUCUUCCUUCCUCUACUGUUUGGGGAGUGAGAAGAGAAGGUGGGCACUGGGCCAGGGCAACAGCAAUGUCAACAGUAGGUGGGUGGGUCCUCCCUGAUCACAGUUUGAUGGGUGUCCUCAGCUGGGAAGGGUGAAACUGGAAGGACAUGUUGGUGCCAGCUGUCUCCAAGCACUUUCAGACAGAGUUGAGGCAGUUGUCCUAAUCCCAGCACUAUUGCACCGGGGAAUCCAGCUGACAAAUUGCAGUGCUGGGCCUCUUUGGGUGGUGUCACAUUGACCUUCCUGCAACCCCCCCUGGUUCAGCAUUAGGGUGAAGGGCAUUGGUGCUCAUAUUGAUUGGCUGUAAUCCUCUCUGAACACCCUAUUUGUUCUUCAUUUCCAGGCCCAACCUCCUCUUCUCCCUGCCCCCACGUAUUAAAAAGGCUGCUGCAGUAGGGAUGGGGAGCUGCUUUCAGACAUCUCUCUCCUCCUCUUUACCAUCUGUAAUGACUCCCACAUGCUCCCUUCUUGCUUUUUCCCCCAAAAUCUCCCAUUCUGAGGUACCUUCCUGUCUGUCUCUUUCUACUGUGCUUCUACACAACCUUUAAGAAUCUUUGGCUGGGCUUUUGCUUUUUUCUUUGUUUCUUUUCAUCUGUCCCCUUUUCCCCAU